Papaver somniferum (opium poppy) is the source of this 2990-nucleotide messenger RNA. RefSeq lists its product as uncharacterized. The record is from RefSeq and is a predicted model, not a curated record. Bases 289 to 2823 code for a protein of 844 amino acids. NCBI's taxonomy places the organism in Eukaryota, Viridiplantae, Streptophyta, Magnoliopsida, Ranunculales, Papaveraceae. Gene Ontology annotation, molecular function: chromatin binding. The transcript is spliced from 7 exons.
CGUUUAAAACCCGAGUCCGAUUUUUAUUAAUCCAUCUCGUUUCUUUGUUUCUCUCAGAACUCCCCCUUGCUACUGACAUCUCCAAACCUCUCCUUCCGCUCCACCAUACGCGAAUUUCUUCUCUCUAUCUAUUCAAACACCCGCCAAAAGGUUUUCCCAUCGGAUUCUUCACUCCCGAGGUUGAUUUCCGAGCGGAUUUUGUGUUUUAGGGGUUCGAUUUCUUGAUUUUCAGUGUUGGAUUUGUUAAUUCAUGGUGUAAAGGAGGAGUUUUGCUUGAUUUUUGGAGAUAUGGAUCUGGUUGGUGGUGGUGAGGCUGUGGAUCCAUCGAAGGUAGUAGGAUCGGAAGAGAAUUUGGUGUCAGUUGUUGGGGAAAAGAGGGUGGUGGCGGAUUGCGAUGAAACUGAGAAUUUCGGUGUGAAAAAGAAGAAAGCGAGAGUUGAUUAUGGCGGAGAUAUGAGGAGGGUUGCGGAACUUGUAUUGGUUUUGUCUGCUAUGGGGAAAAUGAGAGGUGGGAGAAAUCCUACUGAUGUUGAGAAAGAGUUGAUGGUUGAAGCCAAGGAAAAAUUGGUUGAGAUUUGUCAAUUCAUGUCUCCUCAGGAUGUUAUACCUAAAGAUGCAAUCAGGGUUGUUAUGGAAGAUCUUGGGCUUAAUAAGUCUGCAGAUCAAAGGCUAGGGUUUCGCCCUCCCAAAAUGUCCAUUGCUGAGAAAUAUGUGCUGGCAAAGAAGAAGAUGGAGGAGUCCCAGAAAUUAGUGGACCAAUCUGGAACAUUUUCGUCACCAAUGUUGAAAGCAGGAUACGGUACUAAGGCCGAUAUCAAUCGCACAAUGCAUACAUUGCAUACAGUUCACAAGUCUCCAGCACUUGGAGGCUAUCAAGCUGCUACAUCAGUUGUUCAUGUUCCAUCUGUAACUUCACCAGCAUCACUUAAUCAAUUGCAUGUCAAUGGAGUGCAGUCUGCCUCAGUUUCCAGGGGAUCAAUUGGCACUUCUUCUGGUCCUGUUUCUUCUUCCUCGCAUUUGCAUCGAAAUGGGCCGCCUAUCAGAUCAGAUGGAAGACCGAAUGGAUCAAUUUAUCCAUCCCACGUUCAAGCAAAUGCCUCCGGAAAUCACGCAACUUUUUCACCACAAUCUGUAGCAGUAAAUAAAGUGGGUCAGGGAAACAAGGGUCUAGAUCAUACCCGUAACGCUGAUGGAACUACUGAAGUAAGUACAUAUAAGGUAGCACUUCAAGUUACAAGAGAUCAAAACUCAAAACCUUCUGUCCAGACUGUACAUGGAAAUGUCAUUAUGCAUCAACCUUCUCAGGUCACAAACUAUCACCAACCUUCAUCAGUCUUCUCCAACCACAGUGACAUUGCCAAAAAUGUUCAAAAGCUUUUGCAUUCAAGGCCUCCCCAGCAUCCCAACUGGACCCCUCCCUCGACCGAUUACAUGAACAAGUCGUUAACUUGUCAAAUAUGCAAGGUUACAAUCAUUGAUGUAGAGAGCUUACUUGUUUGUGAUGCUUGCGAGCAUGGAGUCCACUUAAAAUGUCUGCAAUCAUUCAACCAAAAGGGCAUCCCUAAGGGUGAGUGGCACUGCCCCAAGUGCUUGAUAUCAAGCAAUGGGAAGCCGUUGCCCCCGAAGUAUGGCCGUGUUACAAGAAAUAAUCCUACGCAGAAGGUUUCCUCUAAUACAACUAAGACUCAGGCUCCUCCUGUGAAGGUGGAACGCCAAAAUGAAAAGGUUGAUCCACAGAAGAUAACGGCUAAUGGGAAUCCUGAUGGACAAAAUGUUACUCAUGUUGGUAGUACUGGUGGCACACAUCCUGUCUCAGCCUCUGACUCGCAGGCGUCUAAUGCAAGUGAGGAUAUUGGGACUAAGGUUUCAUCAUGCACCAAGAUGGAUGAAGAGCCUCUACCCGAGAUGAAGUCAGUGCCAAAAGAAGCCACAGGAGUUUGCAGUCCGGCUAAUUCUAACAAACCAAAAGACAGUUCCACUCAACAACAUCAAAAUAGCGACUCCUCCUCGUGUCAACAAGAGGCAUUAACUUUCGAGGUCAAGUCACUUCCAAACGUUCAGUCAGGUGUCUCUUGUCCUGAUAAACCAUCAAAUGCUAGUAUUGAUGUGUCUAAUCAGUCACAAGCCACCUGCAGCUCACAGGAUGCUGACAUAGCAGAGCAGCCAAGUAAAAUGGAAGUUUCUGCAAAUCCAGAUCACACCGUGAACACAUCUGAUUUGAUAGAGACGUUUAAAUGUAAUCCACGGUCUGAUGUCAGGCAGGAUGGUGGAGAUGUUGCUCAGAUAAUAUCUCUUGGAAGCUCGGAUGUCGGGAAUGGAGCUAAAAGUUGCCUUAGAUCAUCGUUGGAUGGAACACUUAGUGUUGAAUGGGUUGGUGACAUACUACAUGUUGUGGAUGAGAAGGCAUUCUACACUUCUUGCCUAAUUAACGGGAUAGUUUACAAGCUGCAGGAUCAUGCUCUUUUUCGUUCAAACAAUGAUAACUUAAGACCUUCAAAACUUCAGUCUCUAUGGGAGGAUACUAAAACUGGGUCAAAGUGGGCUGUCGUAAAUAGGUGUUACUUGCCUGAUGACUUACCAGACGUUGUCGGCCUACCAUGUACACCAGAAAUUAAUGAGGUAUAUGAAUCUAAUCAUGGUAGCACCGUGAGGGCAGGCCUAAUUCAGGGUCCAUGUGAAGUCCUUUCCCCAAACAAGUUUAAGAAAAUAUCUGAAAGAAGAAGUCAUAGUGAAACAGAUGAUGGGUCACAACCCAUUUUCUUAUGCAAAUGGUUUUACGAUGAAUCGAAAGGACUAUUCAGAGCUGUCACCGAUUUAAUAUGAGCUAUACCUUGUAAAUGCAGUUCCAGAUCCACGAAGAUUUAUCUUUAUUAUUGGCUUGUAAAAACCCUGUUUUCAAGUAUUUGUCUUUUAAGAUUUUAGUACACAAAUUGUCUGGAUUACUCACAAUUCUCCAAGCUAUUUUACUAACCAUAGCCCGAUUUACCUUA